Molecule: messenger RNA, 1377 nt
Organism: Porites lobata
Lineage: Eukaryota; Metazoa; Cnidaria; Anthozoa; Scleractinia; Poritidae
Source: the annotation of a GenBank genome assembly
AUGCCUCGACUGCGAGUACAACUAUCGUUUUUGCUAAUGAUAAAUCUUGUUAUUCUUGUUAAAUUUCCAGGUAACUCCCUUCCAAUUCGACAUCAUGUCGAAGAGGACAUUUCAAAAGUAUUGUCUUUAGCGUCUGUUAAAACCAGACCUGAGGUGAACAGUAAUACCAAAGGAAUUGGUGCGGACGCUGGUGGGUCUGAAUACCCGAGAAUACAAAAGAACACUUUUCAAACGCCGGUGAAGCUUGAAAAUGCUGACUCGCGUUCACAUGAAAGAACAUCACAAGGAAGUCGGGAAUUUACAUCAGAGGGACUGCACUCAUUGUCACGGAAGUACAACACUGAAAGGAGUCUCUCUAAAAAGAUUGCGCGGCUUAUCAAAUUAAGAUACAAUAACGUGGCUACUGCAAUCAGCAGAAUAUUUACUGAUCCCAAGCAUGACUUGGAUGAAGCAAGUGGCCUGGAUCAGGAAGAAAGGAAUGACCACUCUACUACAGUCCCUGGUAAUGAUUAUAAGUCUGACGGGUGGGGCAGUGAUGAUGAGGAUGACGACGUGGACGAUUCACUUGAAUCUCCAAAUGAUUUUCUGGAUGACGUUAAAGGAAAAGACGCUCCCGACCAAGCAACAAAUAACGAAUACAGUUUUGAACACUCUGGAGGUGGGCGAGGUUCCCUGAGAGGAAUCGAGAACGGUAAGCAAACCUCCUGCCCUUCUAACCUCGUCCUCAGGGUUUUUUCCUUAAAAAAUGGGUGGGCGGAGAGGAUCGAAUUUUUGGGGCCAAUUGUCUCAUGCCCCACCCGAUGGUGUGUAAUAAUUAGUGUACACUUUUUGAACUUAUCUGCGGUGGAAAUUAUCAUCCAUCUAGUGUCAAGGACAUCGUUCCAAGGACUUUUCCCUGGUUAAUAUGUCAAUGGUACGUUUGAGAUAGAUACUUUUUCAAACCUGAAAUUUUUCCCAGUUUAACGAUGGGGCAGGUUGGCCUUCCUACUUUCUUUGUAUUAAUAACUGACGUUUGUGCUCUUAUAACUGAACUCGCACAAAUAACUUACAAUUUACUUUCCUCUUGUUCUAGUUGGAGGUAACAAAGAAGGCCACUCUUCUAGACAAAAGCGAGAGGAACCAGAAGGCGGAAGUCAUAAAACGAACAAGGAUGACCUGAAAAAACGGUUUCAAAUGCCAGUUUCAGGAGUCCGCUGGACAGGUUUCUCCUUGGCUCAUCACACAAGCCGAGAUGGCGUUGCUAAAGCAAAGAAAUCGAAAAGGAACAAAAAUGAUGAUGAGGUUACCGGAUCAUUUACGCUUUUUCUUGUGUUUUCCGUUGCCACUGCUCUGUUGCUGGUUCUCACGAUGGCAGUCUGUUUUAUAUACACAUGGUAA